Messenger RNA from Asterias rubens (European starfish), 1906 nucleotides. RefSeq lists its product as uncharacterized. The transcript has a single exon. The coding region runs from base 140 to 1207 and encodes 355 amino acids. NCBI's taxonomy places the organism in Eukaryota, Metazoa, Echinodermata, Asteroidea, Forcipulatida, Asteriidae. The record is from RefSeq and is a predicted model, not a curated record.
GAUUGAACUAUGAAUUUCCUGGACGGGGGUGUAUUGCCUUGUGGAUGGAGUCAGUGAUUAAAAGUGGGUGAACUUGACACUCUAAGGGCAUUCGAUGUUGAGCUGUUCACCGCGGUAGCUCGGGACUAAAUCAUACGAGAUGGCAAUGAUGAGUGUUAACGGCUCGCUGUCUGAUGCUGAAACCUACACUAAUAUUACCGAUGUGAACAUUACUACAGCUUCGCCACCGAUGGGGCCACCGAUGGACGGGCCACGGUGCCGUUGGCCGGCUCCUACUCCAGACUGGCCGGUAGCAUUUGCAGAAUGGCAAUGGGGGUGGUACGUACACAUCUACACAUUCCCUACGCUGUAUCUCUGUCUGACCAUUUACAUCAUCGUGUGGUUUGUAAGCAGCUGCUUAAACGGGGACUCAAGAGGCGAAGGGGGGUACCGUGGGAACAAGAAGACACCCCGUCUGAACGCCACACUACACGGUUUAGUUCUCGUGUCGUGCUCGUCAAGAUGUAUCUUUCUGUACAUUGACCCUUACGGAACUCGGAAACUGCUUCCAUGUCCACUGGGACCAGUCUUGUGGUCAAUGGGAUGGCCUUUCAUCACGGCAUCGAUAAGUGUGCUCCUUCUUGUUCUCCUCGAAACAACAAAGAUGUCUCUAGCUCCACCGAAGUUUCAGCGGCCGUCUGUCCUCGCCUGCAUCGUCGUCCCCUCUCUGUGCUUCGUCCUGGUGGCUGACUUUCUCGUCGCGUACGACAACUCGACAAAAUAUGCCCUGCUGGUGUGCCAGGUCAUGUUCAUUAUCUGGGGUGCCCUACUUGGCUCGGGGUUCCUCUUCGUGGCGUGGAAGAUGCGCCACAUCGUCGCAAACUCCAAGGGGUGUUACACCAGCGAGGAAGUAGGUGUGCGAGAGACGGGUCGCCUGAAGCGACUGAACAGUAUCGUUCUCUCCUGCUCGCUCGUCGGACUUGCCCUCACCGUGACCAAUCUCUACGCCGUGGUGUCAAUCUUCAUUCCCUCGUUCCGUUCCGGGUAUACCAGCCCAUGGAGGUGGAUGGUAUUCCAGACGUGUCAGCGCCUUCUGGAGGUGUCAAUUGUCGUUCUUGUCUUGAUGGCUGUCGCUGGAACGGGUAAGUGGAGCAGGAAGUCGGUGGCACCGUCCUCGGCUGCUGUCACCAGGGCUGGUACUGCGUCGGUCUCCAACAUCCCAGUUUAGGAUACCUCUUCCUCUUCAAAAAAACUAUUAUAAAUAAAACUAUUGUAAACUCGUUCAAGAAAACGCUGAUAAAUAUUCUGUUGGGAAUUUCAAUGUAAAUAUUAAACUUUACUGCAAACGCAGAAUGAAAAGUAAAAAUGUAUGAACAACUAUAAUUGUACGCUCGUUUAAAUAGUGGUUUUAAUCCACUGCUGAAUAUUCGGUUGAAAGGACAAUUUAACUAUUUUAAGUAAUUGCAAACGCAACAUGAAAGAAAACGUUUGCCUUUUGCGUUUGACGGGACCCUUAUAAAGGACAGGUAAAAAGAAAGACCAAUUUAAAACAACAACAAAUAUAUAAUUGAUACCUUGAAAUCGUAGUUCGUUUUCAUGUCGUUCACACGAAAUACUUUACAUUGCAAUGAUGUCGUUCCCUCAAAAUAAUGCUGCAUACUAUUUCGUUCCGUUAGGAAAUUAUUUCUUUUUUUGGAAGUAUCAAGUGUCGAGAAAAUGAAAGUCGAUUUCGAGGGGACGAAUACAUUUCUAUAUGGAACAAUGUCGGCCUAUAUAUAUUUUUGUUUUGGUACAUAUAUUUUGUUCUCUAUUUUUUAACUGUCCCUUAUGAAGCCCGUACAUGAAGUAUAAGUCGAGGUUUAUGUUUUUUAUAAGCUUAAAGGCAGUGGACACUAUCGGUAACUACUCAAAAUAAUUAUUCGCGUAA